CUUAUCGGGCAGAACGAAAAAAAUUAAGGGUGUCAAAUCCCAUCCUGUAUCUCGGCAUCGAAGACCUUUCCCGCUCGAUAAUGAUGAUCGCGCGACGAUGAUAAGGAUUCUUUUACGUUGAAUAAUCGCGCGCCCCUGUGUGUGUGUAUACACAUACAGCAUAUAUGCUCGAUAUCUUUCGAUAUUUCAUUGGACAGUAGAGAGGAACGGCGAGAGAAAGCUGUCUCGAUCUUUUCUUCCUCUGAGCUAAAUCUGUUAAAUUGCGAAGAACUCCAAGCUUGACAUCGGUCAAUGUCGGUGCAGUAACGAAGAAAAGGGAGAAAAGUAGGGAAGAGUUGGGCGAAAAGACCGGAGUUAAAAAGAGAAAGGCAGGGACCUUUGUAAAAAAAAGAGAAAGAGAGACCCUUAUAAAAUAAAAAAAAGUAGGAUCAUUGACGUGCGAGUAAAGUGGCGUCAGGGAGCCGGAUUAUAUACGCGCGCGCACAUAUGUAAAACAAAGAAGGUGCUAUACAGGGCCUCGCGUCUAAAGAAAAAAUUUUUCUUUUAACAUUUAAAAUUCUUCCGAGAAGAAAGCGACAUUUAUGUUACAAUUUGUAGGCCGCGAUGGAUCUACAUUCACCACUGGUUCUCCGCUCCUGCUCGCCGUUAUUGCACCUUUUCGUCCGUAAGUGCGAGACGCGAUAGGAGUCGUCGUCGUCGUCGUCGUCGUCAUCGUCAUCAUCGUCGUCGUCGCAAUGCUCGUGGGAGUGUAGAGGAGAAAGAGGACGGGAGCAAGAGGGGCGAGCAGGAGAAAGGGCGCACGCGCGAGAGCGAGCGAGCGAGCGAGAGAGGAAGAUAGGUGACCGGAGGGAAGCGAGAGAGAGGGAAAGGGAAAGUGAGUGCGAGAGUGGUAGAGGGGAGAGGAGCGAGGCGAAAGAUCCGCGGAUGCGGCGGGGUGUCUGCACCCGUGCGUGAAUCACGCUUCAGAAACGCUCUCACUCUCUCUCUUUCUCUCUCUCCUCUCGCACUCGCCGUCGUCCUCGAGUGCGCCCCGUGCUCUCGCCGCGACAUUGACCCGUGUGUGCUGUGUGCUCUCGCCGCCGGACGCCACCACUGAACGGACAGCCAAGCAGCAGCAGCAGCGGCGGCGGUAGCCACCCCGAUCGAGCGCAAGGGACAACGGCGGCUAGCAGCCAGCGGCGUCUCUCAGCGCCGAUCGAGGAGAGAGAUCGACACCCACGAGGAAGCCACCGGAGUUGCUCCGAUCCUCUCCCUGAUCCUUCCCCCCCGGAUUUACCAUGACUCGGCCCGCGCGGGUUUCGCAGCCGGUACCCGGUAUUCUGUGAUGAAGGUCGUCCUCGCGGCGCGGUGAGAGGACCUCCACCUGCGGCUCUCUUCACCUGCCGGGUGUGCCGUCCGAGGAAUCUCGCGGCUCUACGAACGAGACUCUCGGCAGCGACGUUGUCGUCAUUGUCGUCGUCAUCGUCGUCGACAGAGAUCAGUUUCUUCCGGGAGGUAUCUGCGGUGCCGAAAGUGAAAGCCGUGAGGGAACGACGAGAGGCACGAUCACGCACGAGUAUAUAUAGACGUGUGUACGCGUGGACGAAACGCGGGUUCGAUUAAAGGCGUGGAGACGCAGCAACGGAGGAUAGACUGGCAACAAAGGGCCAGAAGCGGAUACAACAUGUCAGAUGAGGAAGACAAACCCCCCGCACCCCCUGUUCGAUUGACAUCAAACAGGGGGGAAUCAACGCCUAAUCUACCGGUGGACAUGCGUCCACUGCCUAAGGAGCCGGAUUCCGACGAGCGCAAGAAGAAAACUCUGAAGAGCAAGAUGAAGGUGAAGGAGAACAAGGACAAGCCCAACAUCAGUUACCCCACGAACUUUGAGCAUACCGUGCACGUUGGGUUUGAUGCUGUGACCGGCGAAUUCACGCUGCCACUGAAAGGUAUGCCGGAGGCGUGGGCGAGAUUACUUAUGUCCAGUAAUAUUAGCAAACAGGAACAGAAGAAAAACCCACAAGCUGUGUUGGACGUACUAAAUUGGUACGAUAGUAGUAGUAAGGAAGCAAAAGGCUCUAAGUACAUGACAACAACUAAAAUGGUUGGAGUUGUCGCUCCGAUCGAAAGGGCGAGUAGUCCACGAAGUAUGGGAAUAAGUAUUGGCACGGGAGUGGGAAAUAUUCGCGGCCAGGCGAUGUCCCAGGCGUCCGGCAGCUCUCACUCUCAACAUUCGUUAAGCAGGGUGAGCAGCAGUAGCCCGAGUAGUACGCCGACGGAUGCGUGUGCGACUAGCUCGGAGCAGGAGGAUGAGCCGCCGCCUCCACCAAUCUCCGCCCGACCGGAACGCACGAAAUCGAUCUACACAAAACCCAUAGAAGAGGAACCACCGCCUCCGCUGACGACCACGUUGGGCUCGCCACAACGAAAUGGCAUGCAGCAACAGCAGAAUCAGUCGCAGUUAGAUAGAAAUAAGAAUCAAGCAACGCCAACAUCAACAACAACCGAUCAAACGCGACCAGCGCAAGGCGAUAAGGCUAGAAAGAAGAAGAUGUCGGAUGACGAGAUAUUAGAGAAGCUUAGAACAAUCGUGAGCGUGGGAGAUCCUAAUAGAAAAUAUACAAAAAUGGAGAAGAUUGGACAAGGUGCCUCGGGGACGGUGUAUACAGCAAUAGAAACGUCCACCGGUAUGGAAGUUGCAAUAAAACAAAUGAAUCUGUCGCAACAGCCAAAGAAAGAGCUUAUAAUAAACGAGAUUCUGGUAAUGCGGGAGAACAAGCAUCCGAACGUUGUAAAUUACUUGGAUAGUUAUUUAGUCGGGGAGGAACUGUGGGUUGUCAUGGAAUAUUUGCCAGGUGGCAGUUUAACGGAUGUUGUGACUGAGACUUGUAUGGACGAGGGUCAGAUCGCCGCGGUGUGCAGGGAAGUGUUACAAGCGCUCGAGUUCCUUCACUGUAAUCAAGUUAUACACAGGGACAUUAAGUCCGACAAUAUUCUGUUGGGUCUUGACGGUGGAGUGAAGUUAACGGAUUUUGGCUUUUGUGCGCAAAUUUCGCCGGAGCAGAGCAAGCGGACGACGAUGGUCGGCACGCCGUAUUGGAUGGCGCCAGAAGUGGUAACGCGAAAGCAAUAUGGACCUAAGGUUGAUAUAUGGUCGUUGGGCAUAAUGGCAAUCGAAAUGAUCGAAGGGGAGCCGCCGUACUUGAACGAAAAUCCGUUACGAGCGUUGUAUUUGAUCGCGACGAACGGCAAACCGGAGAUCAAGGAGAAGGAUAAACUGUCGGGUAUAUUCCAAGACUUCCUGGACCAGUGUUUAGAGGUUGAAGUGGAGAAACGGUCUGCGGCUUCCGAGCUAUUAAAGCAUCCCUUCCUGAAAUUAGCCAGGCCACUUGCUUCGUUAACACCUUUGAUAAUGGCGGCGAAGGAAGCUGCCAAAGGUCAUUAAGAGGCAGUGGCGUUUAGAUUGUAGAUUCGUAAAACGUGACUCCAAGAGUUCGGUUAUACGAGAAAAAAGAAGGAAAUAAUGAAUCACCCUCCCAAAACGGAAACGGCACAAUAAUUCAAUAAUAUAUAAUAAAUAAUGAAUAUAAACGUAUAUAUAUAUAUAUAUAUAUAAAUAAAUAUACAUAUAUAUAUGUAUGCAUACAUAUGUGUAUAUCGUAUGUGAAUAUUAUAUAAUAUGCGACGUGUCAUAUGUACAUAUAUACACAUACGCAUGCAUAUAUCCAUAUACGCAUAUAGGUCAUAUAGAUAGUUAGAUAGAUAGAACUUAUUCGAUACUGUGAUGAUGGAGUAUCGAAGAAACGGUUGCAAAGUUUUUAAAAAAAAGAAAUGCUCGAUUCUCGCACGUUGCGAGCGCGCGAACACAAAGUUAAAUCAGAAAGAGCUAUGAGCGAUCUGACGGCAGAGACCUUGUUUUCCUCGAUAAAGUCCAUAGUUACAAUUGGGUGCGAUGGACUCACAAAGUCUUAGUUUUCAAAUGAAAUAGAAAAAAAAGAAAGAGAAAAUAAAACGUGUAAUGUGCUUUACCAUACAUGCUGUUGCCUGUGACGUUGCUCUUGCCACAAUUAUUCGGAUGGACUGUCAUCGAGGAAACACAAGAUUGUCAGUUAUUUUCUAAAAAUAUAAAACUAGUAUUACUAACUCUAAAAGAAGGAAGAAAAUUCGCAGGAUUGGAGUUAGCGAAAAAGCGCAUAUUAUUUAUAGCGAGAACUUUAUUAGAUAAUACCACAAAGAAAUGUGAACAAGUAUACAUAGGACCUAUUCUAAUAUAUUAUUAUUGUUUUAUGAGUGAUCACAGAGGGAGAAAGAGAGAAUUGGUCUUCGUGUCAGACUUGUAUUUUUAAACGGGAGUUGCGAUGAAGCAGAGCAAUAUGUUUUCAGUGUGCUUUGUCUGAUUAGUGCGACGAUAGAUGUAUAAGUGGUAGCCUAAUUUGUUUUAAACUUUCUUUUUAAGAAUCACGUUCCAAUCACAUGAACAUUUGAUUCGUUGUUGAUUCAGGUUUUUCUUAUACUUAAAGAAAAAACUGUUUUAGCAUAUUUCUCGUUUACAAAUAUCGCGAUUUUUACGUUCAUAUUCAAUGUAAAGAAAAUUAGUUCGCUCUAGCCGAUUGCGUAAGAAAUGCAUAUCUUGUUUGAGGCCGCUAAUUUAGAGCUUUAUGAUGAAGAGAUAAAUACUUUCCCUCAUUUAUAUCAUUGGAAAGAAGAGAGAAAAAGACACGUUAAGACAUUGAACUCUUACUACCAUGGUUUACUACUUAGUUGAUAAGAACAUCUUCCCAAGGACAAUGCGCUUGUCUACAUCUCACGUGUGUUCUUCGCUAUAAGUCCAACGUAUAACUGUCUUUAACGUGUCUUAUUAAAAAGGGAGAGAAAAGAAAGAACGGAAGAUCAAUGAAACUGUGUAAAACAAGGUUCAGACGUAGAAGCAUUUUGUGACACUAUAAAGUGCCUGUCUUGUCGUUUAGAGACGUGAAGAAAAAAAAACUCGCGCUAGAUUUCUUAUGAACCACCGUAUAACGAUAUGGAAUAUUUCGUUUUAGCACUGUGAGAGUGGAGGAAGAAACCAAUAAUCGAAUACGCAUACAUGUAAUGGAGUUUAAUUGACGUUUUGUGGUAGGACGAAUUGUGGUUCCGUAUGUAUGGUUGUAUUUGCAUCGAACAUUAUCGAGAUACGUCUUUCCUAAUAUUGUAUUAUACGUCAUCCGAGUAUCAUCGUGUCAUCGAAAAGUGAAUAUAUCGGAAAUAUUUUUAGUUACUUUAGGCGAUAACAUGACUUGUAGAUUUUCGUAUCAUCUUGUUUUUUUUUAUUUUCAUUUUCGUACGUCGUAUACAUUAUUCGACCAGAAAAUAUCCACCGCGCGAAAUUAAAAAUGUAAGAAAAAGAAAAAUGAAAAGAAUGACGACUCCUCGAUUAAAAUAAAAGAUAGAAAAAACGAGCUAAUGCAAGUCAGUCAGCAGAAUGUACAAAUAUUUUAUUAUAAUGUUCUGUUAGUGAACGGAAUAUAAAAUACAUAAAUCUUUUGCUAGCGACAAUUUUAAAUUAAGAUUAGGAUUUAUCGUUAACUUUUUCCCAGGUAUAAAUUUUUUAUAAAUUUUUAUUUUUUAUUAUAUUUUUUACUAUAAUAUCAAUAAAAAUUAUAAAACAGUUUAACUAAAGUCAUCUUUAAUCACAAAAUAGGCAACGGUUGCAAAUUGGGCUUUUAUUUGCAAUCCAAAGAAACAUCACAAUGAUUUAGGUAGUCAUAUACUCUGAGAUUUAUAUUUUCGAUUCUCGUUUCCAUCAUUAUAGUGUAAAAUUUGUUUCGUACAUUCCAAGAUUUGCGAAUUGAUUUGUAUUAGUUUGUCCGUUUUAUCUUAAAUGUAAGAAUUCAGGAUGUUGGAAUUGUACGAGUGAGCUAUUCAUGCAUGACAGGAAAGAGAGAUAUGUCGAGACUGACAAUGAGAUAAGAAACAUCUGGAUGAAUAUUUCCCGUUCUGUUCCGCAUAAUUGACGAUAUCGACAUUAUUUUUUUUUUUUCUUUUGAGAGUUCGCGAGAGACAUACACUCUCUCGACUUUCCAGUUUUCGCGCGGUGGAUAGGCAGCUCGGUCGACGGAGUUUUUUGUUAUACAUAUAUGUAUAGGACUCAUAUAUAAAUUAAUAUUAACUCAAACCUUGUGAGAAUAUAAAUAUGAUAGUUAUAAAUCGAGAAAUUAACGAUACAACUUAUAUUGCGUACGAAACAAGAAGAAGAAAAGAAGGAAACCCGUAUAUUGUUUGAUAACGAGAAAUCGUAUGAUAAGGCAUAUUUAAUAUUCGACGAGUUUUUAUUAUUUUCUUUUCCUUCUUUUUUUCGUAGUAUCAUCUUUUGAAAAAAGCCUGAUUAGAUUUUUAUAAUGUACUGACUGUACUUGAUCGAGAUAGGGAGAAGAAGCAGCUCAGUUUGUAUCAACGCUCACGACCGAAUUUAGGGCUAGCGUACUGAAGGAACUUAAUGCGACGUAUCUUUAAAAGAAUCAGGGACUAUGAAAUAGAGUAUACAAAUUAAAUUCGUGACUAUUUCAGUAUUCCGCGAACGUGUGUUGCAUACGCUCUCAGCAUUAAUUUCCGCUUUAGCGUGUCCGUCUCUAAAGUCGGUCGGAUCGUGACAAGUUAAGAGACAAAAAAUAACGUGCGCACGUCGUAGUAUUAACUAAAAAGAAAUGUAUGAGUGUGUAAAAAAAAAAUAACGGUGCGAUUCAGGGUUAAAGUUGACG
Solenopsis invicta (red fire ant) is the source of this 6716-nucleotide messenger RNA. It is a transcript of the gene Pak, whose product is annotated as serine/threonine-protein kinase PAK 3. Gene Ontology annotation, molecular function: protein serine/threonine kinase activity; ATP binding. Bases 1664 to 3424 code for a protein of 586 amino acids. Gene Ontology annotation, cellular component: cytoplasm. The record is from RefSeq and is a predicted model, not a curated record. NCBI's taxonomy places the organism in Eukaryota, Metazoa, Arthropoda, Insecta, Hymenoptera, Formicidae. The transcript has 10 exons. Gene Ontology annotation, biological process: regulation of MAPK cascade; regulation of axonogenesis; intracellular signal transduction.